CACUUGACUAUUUGCCAGGAAAGCAAGUGCAGAGAGCGCGUGUGGUUUAGCUGAAGUCUUUUUUUUUUUUCUUACCUAUAUAAAAAAAUCUUUGGCGAAGAACAAAGUGCUUCAGUUUCUUGCAGAGCACCUUUGUGGGAUACUGCGAGUGUCGUUUGUGUGUGGGAUUCAUUUUGGAGAUAAAUCAUUUAGCAGAGGAAAGAUCUGUGUGUGUGCUGAAGAUCCAAAAAAAAAGAAGCAAUUGAAUUGCCUUCAAAGAGGAUUGUUGUUGGAGACGCUGGAAAUUCUCCGUGAGUGAUUCAUCGUUAAAAUAGACGAAGCACAAGCAGAUUUCUUCACCCAGAUUCUGUUUGAGCGAUAGAAAAAAAAGAAUCCUUCAUCAUCCUCUUUGCCAAAUUGCAACGAUAAAUGCAUCAACAGUAUUAAAAGGUCUCAGAGUUUAGAGAGAAAGUCAUGGUGUGUCUAUAUGAGGUGAUUUACUCAAAUUAAGUGUGACGCUGCUGUAUUUGUGUGGAGAGCGGAAGGAAAAUUGUAUGAAGCAGCAUUGAGAAAUCAUUUUAUUGGCAUAAAGUGUGCAAUACAUAGCGCGACAAUUUUUGCGGAAAAAAGGAAAUUUUUGUGAUUUGUUAGAAAGUCAGAAGGUCUAGUAGUGGGAAAUUCAGUACAAAAGAAUAUUAAUUCUAUUAAAAAGAAAUCAUGGAAUUUCGUUUCAACGUUGCACAAUAUUUUAAAACACCCAUUAUUAAAGUUACCAACACCCUCCUACCAAGUGGAUACUAUGAGGAUCGAAGAGCAGUCCUCGAUGCCACGAGCAAAAUAUCAGAAAUUAUAAAUGAUAUGGGGGAAGCUUCGGCAAGGGCACAAGGUUUGACCAGGGCAGUUACAACAGCACAGAAGCUACGCAAUUCCGACCACAGCCUAUACCUCAUGUCUGAAAAAGGGGGCAAAAAUGGCGUCGUGACGGGAUUGCUGAAGGUGGGCGUUAAGUCACUGUAUGUAUUCGACGCCGAUGGGGAGACGCACAAGGUGAACGCGCCCUGCGUCCUCGACUUUUACAUUCAUGAGUCGCGGCAACGAGCUGGUCUCGGGAAGGUGCUCUUUCAGUACAUGUUGGACCAGGAGAACUAUCGCGUACAGCAGUUGGCCAUUGACCGUCCAUCGGAUAAGCUCGUGGGGUUCCUCAAGAAGCACUACGGGCUCACGCAGACCAUUCCGCAGAUGAACAAUUUUGUCGUCUACGAGGAUUUCUUUCAAUACAACACAUCGCGCGAUAGCUCUUCCAUGGAAAGUGCGGAAAUGCAUUUUACUAACAGCCCUAACACUAUGCUCUUUGGUCCGCAAUUCAAAUCAAACACCAGCGAAUUGAGGGGUCAGCAGACAAAUGGCAAAGCUCCACUACCCACCAUGCCCACGAUUGGUAAUCUCCAGAAUACUCCUGUUGGUCGAUAUGCAGCUCAGAGGCCACGAUGCAGCAUGGCUGAGAUAAUUCACAACAGCCCCGGCACAGUUCCAAAUGAACCUCAGAGUAAUAGGGGAUAUGCAAUAGAACAACCACAUCAGGAAGCUGCGGCAGAGGAGGAAAAGCUCGAAGAAUUAAUUGCUGAAGUGCACGAACUUGAGCUGCAGCAGAGUAAUGGGGCAGAGGAGGGUUAUCAAGAGGAGGAAGCUGCUGAUGUGCCGGAGGAGCAACAGCAGGAGGAAGAGCACGUGGCGGAGGAAGCUCCUGCGGAAGAGCAGCAGGAAGAGCUAAAAUCUCCCCUUGAGGAGGUGAUUGAGAGGCCAAUGUUUCAGCGUCCGACGCACUUUCAGCACAACAAGCAACACACAGGCCUCAAGAAUCUCUCCUUCAACGUGGGCCUAGCUGUGACGCCCACGGCAAAGAUGGAAUUCGAUCAGGAGAACCCCGAGAGCUUUGGUGUGGUGAAAAUUGGUCGUCCCAUUGGUGGGGUCCGUGGAAGUCCCGGCACUGAUGUUGGUGAUGCAGCAUCCGUCAUCUCUGGCGGUUCUGGUGGGUCACAUGGCAGUGAUCAGGGCUUCCUGGAUCUCAAAUUCUAUCACAAUAAAUUGUGGUGAAUUACCCGAAGUUACCCUUUUCUCAUCAAAUUGAUUUAAAAGAAAAGAAAAACGAAAAAAAUUCUUAUUUAAAUGUUUUAUUAGCUGUUUGUUGAAUUUUCUUGCGGUAGCUGAGAGAAUUUGUUUUGUUAAUCCGACAUUUUUAUAUGAUCUGUUUCAUUACAAACACCUACAUAAUAUUACAUAUAGUUUGUAGUUUUGUUUAAUAAUGUUGAGUAAUAUAUCACCUGUUUGAUGUAAAUAAAUAUUUAUCUACUAAAAAUAUUUUUGUGAGGAACAAUUUUUUGCGAGGAAAAAGUAACAGGCUUUUUUGAGCUUUUUUUUUACACCCACACACCUGUUAACAUUUUUUCCUUGAUAAUAAUACCUUUACUAGUUAAUAUGAUACCCAACUAGCAAUCAAAAGCAUUAAAGUAAAAAUAACGACUAAAAAGUAACAUAAUCUUGUCGUUUUGAUUUUUUUAAUGUAAACUUGGACACAAUUGCGAUAAAAGUAAAAUAAUUAUUGAAUUUGACAAAAAAGUUAUUUAAUAACACAUAAAACUAUUCAAAUCAAUAUUGCAACGAAGCUCCGCCUUGAAUUGAAAUUUAAAUGAAUAAGAAGAAGAAUCUACAAAGGAGCCCUCUGAUUGGCCUUAAUAAUAUUCUCUACGUCACAACUGGCUGGAGCCUCAGUGCAACGUUUAUUUGAAUAGCAAAUAUAAUUUUCAAUAGAAGUUGGUAUUUUUUUGUUAUUUUUGUGGAAGGAUGGAGAAAGAUUUUUUAUACGUAGUUAAUGAAUUUUUUGUAUAAACUGUUUUUUGCAAAGAAAUAUUAUUACAAAUUUUUCUGUAUGUCCCUUUUCAGUGGAGCACCAUUUGAAAAGAUCUAUCGUGAUUUUAUGCUUUAAAAAUGAGCGCAGUUUUCAAAUUGAGCAAAAGAAAAUGUGUCCCCAACACUAAUUUAAAAAAAAAGUGUUUUUAUAAAACUCAAUGAUAUAAUAUGACAUGUAGUCCUGGCUGAAUAUAAUCAAAUAUAACAAUUUAAUGUUCCAAAAUGUCU
Molecule: messenger RNA, 3114 nt
Organism: Lutzomyia longipalpis
Lineage: Eukaryota; Metazoa; Arthropoda; Insecta; Diptera; Psychodidae
Product: alpha-tubulin N-acetyltransferase
Exons: 7
Coding region: 697-2073 (458 amino acids)
Biological process (GO): alpha-tubulin acetylation
Cellular component (GO): microtubule
Molecular function (GO): tubulin N-acetyltransferase activity
Source: RefSeq, a predicted model, not a curated record